Alternaria hordeiaustralica is the source of this 3165-nucleotide messenger RNA. RefSeq lists its product as uncharacterized. Bases 1 to 3165 code for a protein of 1054 amino acids. NCBI's taxonomy places the organism in Eukaryota, Fungi, Ascomycota, Dothideomycetes, Pleosporales, Pleosporaceae. The transcript has 2 exons. Gene Ontology annotation, molecular function: ATP binding; ATP-dependent chromatin remodeler activity. The record is from RefSeq and is a predicted model, not a curated record.
AUGUCCUUCCGUCGCGACAAGUCGAAGGACGAACAAAGAGCGAUGAGAGUUUUUGGUGAGAGCGGUGAGGAAGAUGACAAUCUUGACAUCAUAGAAGCAUCUAGAAAAGGUUUGGACCUCUCACAGUAUAUUGACGUCUUGACUCAAAGCCAGACUCAGUCACAACAGGCUACAGAUGAGGUCACAGAAGACGAAAACGACGAAAACGACGAUAAUGAUGACGAUGCAAUGGAUGAACCAGAACCACGAACUAGAGAUGUCACUAGCUCAGGUACCGAUGACGAUGAGUUGUUAGAAGCCGAGUACGAUCCAAGGGCUUUUCACAAAGAAUGGACAGGACGCAAGACCGAGAAACGGAAGCGUACCAAUGCUGAAACCAACCGGAUUCGCAGUGAAAAGAAGAGUAAAGCAACGGCUGCAACCAGUAUCGUGGGUCGCAGACCUCCACCCAAGAAAAAUGGCUAUGGUCCGACAGGCUUCAGUACCGACACCUUAGCCGAUGAUGAGGGCGCGACAGCUUUCUUGGACGACCCCAUCCCUGACUACUUCAUAUCGCGACAAAAGACACUCAAGAAGUUGCACGAAUCUGGACUGCGAUACCCUCCCAGUUAUCACGACGUUGACUGGUACAACGCGGGCACUGAAGAGAAGCCAAAACUAGACGAUUCCGUGCAACAGCAGCGCGAGAAGAAGGACAUCAGACUUCACGAGUCGCAUGGAAUCAUACCUGGACCCAUCGCUCAAUGGUUGCGCGACUACCAGGUUGAAGGCGUCCAGUUCUUGCAUGAAAAGUUUGUCAAGCAGACCGGUGCGAUUCUAGGUGAUGACAUGGGACUGGGGAAGACUAUCCAGGUCAUUGCAUUCCUCACAGCAGCAUUUGGUAAGACGGGCACUGAGCGCGAUGCAAAAUGCAUGCGAAAGAUCCGUCGACUGGGCAAUGCUCAUUGGUAUCCGCGGAUUCUCAUCGUCUGCCCUGGUACGCUUAUGCAAAAUUGGGAAGACGAGCUCUCAAAGUGGGGUUGGUGGGAAGUCUACAGAUAUCAUGGCUCCAAACAGGCAGAUCGGAAAAGCGUCCUCGGCACUGCCGCUAAGGGCACGUUAGAGAUUAUGAUCACGACAUACACGACAUACCGCAAUCAUGAGAGCGAAAUCAACACCAUCGACUGGGACUGUGUCAUCGCUGAUGAGUGCCAUCAAAUCAAGAGCAAGGACGCCGAGAUCACCAAAGCGAUGAACAAAAUUAAUGCACUAUGUCGCAUUGGGUUGACAGGUACCGCGAUUCAGAAUAAAUAUGAAGAGCUCUGGAACCUCCUCAACUGGGUACGACCUGGCGCAUACGGGUCAGCCCAGGAGUGGAAGCAGAAGAUCAGCCUUCCGCUGAAGCUAGGCCAGGCUCACGAUGCCACCAACGCUCAGCUUGCCGACUCGCGUAGUCGAGCUCAGGAUCUCGUUCACAAUAUUCUACCCAGUGUCUUUCUUCGACGUAUGAAGACUUUGAUCGCUGACCAGCUACCAAAGAAGAGCGAUCGCGUCAUAUUCUGCCAGCUCACCGAGACUCAAGCUGACGCCUAUCGAACCUUCCUUGAAAGCGACAAGUGUGAGUACAUACGCACUUCGAGAGAGAAGUGCGAUUGUGGGUCCGGGAAAAGCAGAGGUUCCUGCUGUUACGCCGAUAUCGAAGGCGAGAAGUGGUCAAACUUCAUUUUUCCCUGUAUGGUCACAUUCCAGAAACUCGCAAAUCACCUGGCCUUGAUCGUGCCAAUGUCACAUGAGAACUCAGAGAAGCAAACCAAAGAUCUCCAAACACUGGAGAUAGCUUGUCCGAACACGUACGACGAUCUUUGGAAGAUUCGCGACAACAUCUUGGUGCAAUCUCAGCGAGAGUUCUGUGGGAAGUGGAAAGUACUGCGGCGACUGCUCGACUUCUGGCACUCGAAUGGCGACAAGGUCCUUAUCUUCUCACAUUCCGUUCGCCUGUUGAGGCUACUUAGAGGUCUCUUUGAUGUCGACGGUACCAAGUACAACUUCUCGUACCUUGAUGGCAGCAUGAAGUACGAAGAUCGUUCCCAGGCUGUUGCAGACUUCAACGCAGAUCCCAACCAGUUCGUAUUCUUAAUCAGCACUAAGGCGGGAGGGGUGGGUCUGAACAUCACGUCGGCUAACAAGGUUGUCGUGAUGGAUCCGCAUUGGAAUCCAGCCUAUGACCUGCAGGCACAAGAUCGAGCGUACCGUAUUGGUCAGACACGCAACGUUGAAGUAUUUCGACUAGUGUCAAGCGGUACUAUCGAGGAGGUAGUGUACGCUCGUCAGAUUUACAAGCAACAGCAAGCGAAUAUUGGUUACAAUGCUUCGGAAGAACGUCGCUACUUCAAGGGUGUGAUGGACCAAUCCACCAAAAAGGGCGAACUGUUUGGUCUAGAAAACCUCUUCACCUUCCAAGAACACAGCGUGCUGCUUCGCGACAUCAUGCACAAGACGAACGUUGCUGAAUCAAAAGCCGGCGUCAACGCUUAUGACUUCCAUGUCGAUGAGUCGCAGUAUGACUCUGAGGAUGAGGACAUACUUUCCAACAAGAAUCUAGGCCUUGAUGACGACGCUAAUAUCGCCGGUAUCAAGAAGUUCGCUGAUUCCAUUCUUUCGACAACCAGUGGCGGCAAGGGCAAGAUGAGAGCCACAAGGCGCACUGGACCUGAUCCAAUCAACGCAAUUCUCGCGAAGGCUGGAGUUCAAUAUACGCACGAGAACUCAGAGGUCAUCGGACGCAGCGAGAUAGAAGCUCGACUAGGUAAACAGGCCAUGGAGGUACGCAACGACAUCGAUCUUGCAGGCAAACGCGUCUUCCAGGGUACGCAGUCGCAAUCUCAAUCGCAGCACCAAUCCAGAAAUCGGGAUGAUGGGGAUGAGACCGACGCUGAAGACGACGAGGUCCAUGUUACUGGUAGUGCGACGAAAGGCGAGUUCAAGAUCAAUUACCGGUAUAGGCCGAGCGAGGAUGUGCGAAAGCGGCAGUUCUGUAGCAUGGCGGAGAGUAUGGGCUUUGAUGAUCCGGUCGAAUUUGCGCUGCUUGUGGAAAGCAGUACGCAAGAGGAGAGGAGGAAGAUGCUCGAGCGCUUCUAUCGUGGGCGGAGGAGACAGAUGAUGGGUGAUCUUGGUACACCGAGAUAG